Messenger RNA from Kogia breviceps (pygmy sperm whale), 1894 nucleotides. The record is from RefSeq and is a predicted model, not a curated record. Lineage: Eukaryota; Metazoa; Chordata; Mammalia; Artiodactyla; Physeteridae.
UCCCUUUCGGGGCUGACGCCCGCAAAUAUGCAGAAUUACCGGCCUGGUCGCUCCUAGAGCCAGCGCCGGGGAGCGAGCGCGGCGGCGGCCAGCACCGGGAACGCACCAAGGAAGAGGCCCAGCCCCCGCCCUCCGCCCCUUCCGUCCCCACCCCCUACCCGGCGGCCCAGGAGGCUCCCGGCGCGGCGGGCGCGGCGAGCGCGCACUCCCUGCUCCUCCUCCUCGGUGGCGCUGCCUGCCUCUCCGCACUCGCUGCUCGCGCCUGGCGCGCUCCGUCGGCUCCCUGCUCUCCGCGCCACCCUCCUCCGGGCCGCGCUCCCUGAGGGAUGGUACUGAAUCUCGCCGCCACAGGAGCCCGGCUGGAGCGCCCGCCCCGCGGCCUCGCCACCCCGCCGAGCCGCCAGCGCCUCGGGACGCGAUGAGGACCUGGGCUUGUUUGCUGCUCCUCGGCUGCGGAUACCUCGCCAGUGCCCUGGCCGAGGAAGCCGAGAUCCCCCGCGAGGUCAUUGAGAGGCUGGCGCACAGUCAGAUACACAGCAUCCGGGACCUCCAGCGACUCCUGGAGAUAGACUCCGUAGGGGCCGAGGAGCCUUUGGAAACCAGCCUGAGAGCCCACGGGGGCCAUGGCGCCAGGCAUGCGCCGGAGAAGCGGCCUGUGCCCAUUCGGAGGAAAAGAAGCAUCGAGGAAGCCAUCCCCGCAGUCUGCAAGACCAGGACGGUCAUUUAUGAGAUACCUCGGAGCCAGGUGGACCCCACGUCUGCCAACUUUCUGAUCUGGCCCCCGUGCGUGGAGGUGAAGCGCUGUACCGGCUGCUGCAACACCAGCAGUGUCAAGUGCCAGCCGUCGCGCGUCCACCACCGGAGUGUCAAGGUGGCCAAGGUGGAGUACGUCAGGAAGAAGCCAAAGUUAAAAGAGGUGCAGGUGCGGCUGGAAGAGCACUUGGAGUGCACGUGCACCAGCGCCGGCCCGAGCCCCGACCACCGGGAAGAGGAGGCGGAGACCCCUCUGUCUUGCUGGUGGCAUCCAUCCUCAGGGUUGCCUCAUGGCCCAAGAUGGCUGCAGGAUCUCCAGAAAUCACAUCAAGCUGUAGGCUGGAAGAAAGAAGAAGAUGUGAGGUGAGGAUGAGCCAGCAGCCCUUUUCCGGGACACGGAUGUACAUGGCGUGUUACAUUCCUGAACCUACUAUGUACGGUGCUUAUUGCCAGCGUGGUCUUUGUUCUCCUCCGUGAAAACUGUCUCCAUGCACACUCUGGAGAACAAAGAGACAGUAUACGUUGUUUAUGUGACAUCAAAGCAAGUAUUGUAGCACUCGGUGAAACAAUAAGAAGCUUCCUUGUCAAAAAAAAAAGAGAGCAAACAAAACCACGGAACAUGACAAACAAAACUCACUCACAAAAAUAUCUAAACGUUUGCCGGAAUGGAGGGACGCCCCGAGGGAUGGAAGUGACAGACGUCCCGGCAGACUGGAUCUCUUUCCAGGGUGGUCACAGGUGCUUUGGCCAAGGACACAGAGCCUGCUUUCUGAAGGCUGCGAUCGGAUGCCGCCGGGCUCUGCAGGGGCACGCAGGAGCCAGGAAUGUCUCGGAAACCACAUCUCCUUGCUGUCGUGUUUAAGUCUAUACAGAAACCUUCCUGAGAGCCUUAAGUGGAUUUUUUUUUACACCAUAAAGUGAUUAUUAAGCUUUCCUUUCUACUCUUGGCCUAGCUUUUUUUUUUUUUUGCUUUUUUUUUUUUUUUUUUUUUUUUAAUUAUCUCUUGGAUGACAUUUACACCGAUAACACCAGGCUGCAGUAACAGUCAGGACGGUGGGACGGUACCUUUCCUAGCAGGAUGCAAACAAAUGAGAUGUAUUAAAAUAAACAUGGUAUACCCACCUAUGCAUCAUUUCCUAAA